UUAUUUGGACAAGAAACAUCAAUGGUGGAUCAGGGAGGCUUCUCUUCUUGAGGAAAAGGCAAUGGCGGAUCAAUUCCUCCUGGGCAUCGUCACGGCUUCGAUCCUAGUGUUUCUUCUCCUGAUAAGGUUCCGGGGAUGCAGGCGGAAGGCUCAUCUGGCCCCCGGAAAAGGGAGUUCCUGCUCUAUUCGAGCUGGAAAGGGUGGCGCUGGCGCUGGCACUGACGUUAUCAUCGUCGGCGCCGGAGUGGCAGGCUCUGCCCUAGCGUACACGCUUGGAAAGGAUGGUAGACGUGUACAUGUAAUCGAGAGAGAUUUGUCUGAACCUGACAGAAUUGUUGGUGAACUUUUGCUUCCUGGAGGGUACCUAAAAUUGCUAGAGCUGGGUCUGGAAGACUGUGUUGAUGAAAUCGAUGCUCAACGAAUCAUUGGUUAUGUCCUUUACAAAGAUGAGAAAAGCACCAGGCUCACAUACCCUUUGGAGAAAUAUCAUGAAGAUGUUGCUGGGAGGAGCUUUCGUAAUGGGCGUUUCGUCCAAAGAAUGCGAGAGAAAGCAAUUUCCUUGCAUAAUGUUCAGCUGGAGCAGGGAACAGUCACGUCCUUGAUUGAAGAAAAUGGAACAGUCGAGGGAGUAGUUUACAAGACUAAUUCUGGCGAAGAGCAGCGCAAAGCUUUUGCACCACUUACAAUUGUAUGUGACGGCGCCUUCUCAAAUUUGAGACGGACACUCUGCUCUCCAAAGGUGGAUGUGCCUUCUUGCUUUGUCGGUAUGGUUCUUGAAAAAUGUCAGCUUUCAUUUCCCAACCGCGGUCAUAUAAUCUUAGGAGACCCUUCAAUAACACUGUUUUACCCAAUAAGUAGCACUGAGGUUCGUUGUCUGGUCGAUGUGCCUGGAAACAAGAUACCGUCUGUUGCUAAUGGUGAAAUGACAAAUUUCCUGAAGACUGUUGUGGCCCCUCAGGUUCCGACUGAACUGCAUGAUCCUUUUAUUGAGGCCAUUGAUAAAGGAAGCUUUAGGUCUAUGCCAAACAAAAGUAUGCCGGCCGCUCCACAUCCUACACCCGGAGCACUCCUGUUAGGGGAUGCUUUUAAUAUGCGUCACCCACUUACCGGAGGCGGAAUGACGGUUGCCUUGUCUGAUAUUGUUGUGCUCCGUGACCUCCUGAGGCCCAUCGCUGAUCUCCAUCAUGCAUCUUCUGUUUGCAAAUACCUGGAAUCCUUCUACAUCUUAAGAAAGCCGGUAGCUUCUACGAUAAACACAUUGUCAGACGCCUUGUACCAGGUAUUCCGUGCCUCAUCUGACAGAGCUAGGAGCGAAAUGCGCCAAGCCUAUUUCGACUACCUGUGCGUCGGUGGUGUUAAUUCGAGUGGACCGAUCAGCUUACUCGCCGGUCUUAAUCCUCGUCCUGUGAGUUUGAUGGCUCACUUCCUUGCUGUUGUGAUCUAUGGGGUUGGUCGGCUGAUUUUUCCAUUUCCUUCGCUCGAGAAUAUGUGGAUUGGAGCUAGAUUGAUUUUCAAUGCAUCAGGUAUAAUUUGCCCUCUCAUAAAGGCAGAAGGGAUCAGGAAAAUGUUCUUCCCUGCGACUGUUCCUGAAUAUUACAGAGGCCCUCCAUCCAACUGAGAUGUGUGUUUACCUAUUUGGCCAAAUCUCAUAAUUGCUAGGAAGCUCGUCAUCGAUCUACUCUGACGAGUUAGAGUUACAAGGUUAAUAACUGUGCUCAAGUUUUAAGAUUGUUAAGACAUUCAGAAUUUUACAACUCUUAGCAUUUUACCCUUUAAUUACCGACUCCAAUAAAUGGAAUAAGGUGUUGGAGGGAUAUUAUCCCAUUUCUGUCUCACUAUUAUUCUGUUGAUUACUUGACAGUGUAUUUUGAAUUGAACUAAAAUGAGUGGCUUUCCAGUA
Molecule: messenger RNA, 1900 nt
Organism: Zingiber officinale
Lineage: Eukaryota; Viridiplantae; Streptophyta; Magnoliopsida; Zingiberales; Zingiberaceae
Product: squalene monooxygenase SE1-like
Exons: 8
Coding region: 62-1618 (518 amino acids)
Biological process (GO): sterol biosynthetic process
Cellular component (GO): endoplasmic reticulum; membrane
Molecular function (GO): flavin adenine dinucleotide binding; squalene monooxygenase activity
Source: RefSeq, a predicted model, not a curated record